This is a messenger RNA of Pipistrellus kuhlii (Kuhl's pipistrelle), 835 nucleotides long. RefSeq names its product stress response protein NST1. Lineage: Eukaryota; Metazoa; Chordata; Mammalia; Chiroptera; Vespertilionidae. The transcript is spliced from 3 exons. The coding region runs from base 249 to 791 and encodes 180 amino acids. The record is from RefSeq and is a predicted model, not a curated record.
CUCCAACGUAGCGGUUUGGGCGCAUGCGCUAAGGGUUUAAGCAGCCGUUGUCAGGCAGGAAGUGACGUUUCUAAGAACAGGAGGGGCGAAGGCUCGCCCGGAAGUAGUGCCCGAUGGACAGGGCGAGUCGAGUGGCCGCGCUGGUCUUCGCCAGAACGUGCGGCGGGGCGUGAGGCGGAAAGAAAUGCUCCUUGGUGCAGCUGGCGGUGGAAUUGAGUGCAAUCGAUCUGCUUUAGUUCAUCCAAAUAAUGCCUCGCAGAAAAUCAAACCUAGGUCGUCGUACUCGCGGAGCAGAAGCGGUGCGACGGGUAAUUGCAAAUCAAACUGAGGAAGAACGGGCAUCAGCAAACGAGAGAAACAGACAAAGAAUGGCUCAAAAACGUGCCAAGGAAACUGCAGAGCAACGUGCAGCCAGACUUGAGGAUGCACGGUUGCGAGCACGGCGAUCGCGUUCUGCAGCUUUAAAUCGGCUUCGUUCUCAGCAGAAUGAACGCCACAGGCUGAGAGUGCCGGAAAGACUUCAACGCAAAACAGCAGAUCAGUAUCAAACACAACUCCGUGCUCAGCAAUCACGCGAUUGCCAUCGCCUUGCAUUCCAAUACAACCCAGCUGAUGAUUAUAGUUUGAGCUGGCAUAUUCUCAUCGGCACUGUGACUGAAGUGUGUCCUUAUUGCAAGGCUCUGAAAUUUAAUGCAGAAACAAAAGGAAUGUGUUGUGUCGCCAGAAAAAUUAAGCUACCUCAACUUGGAGAACCUCCAGAACAGGAGGUUUCAGGCAAACAUUACCUGUAAUUCCUCAAUCGACACCAGCGAAUGAAAUAAAUGCUUGCAUGAAA